AUGGACGAACAACCACAACCAAUAUAUUUACAACAAUAUCUACGAUCUUGUAUUAUAAAUUCUAUAGAUCUGUUUAAUUAUAAGAAUGCUGAAUUUCUAAGUGAAAGAUUAUUAUCAGUUAAUAAUGAAUUGGAUUCCAUAUAUUUAUAUUGUUUAUCAUUAUAUAAACAGCAGAAGAUUAAGCUGUGUUAUUUUAAAUUAAUAAAUACAAAUUUAAAUCAUUUAGGUUGUUCAUUUUUAUUUGCAAAAUGUUGUUUAGAAUUAGGUAAAUAUAAAGAAGGUAUAUAUCAAUUAAUUAAAGUUGAAAAUUUAUACGAAGGUAUUCAAUCAAAAUAUGAGUAUGAAAAUAAUAGAGAUAUUAUUCCUGAUUCAUCUGCAAUAUAUCAUUUAUUAGGUGAUUUAUAUAAAUCAAUCAAUGAUGUAAAGAAUAGUGGUUUAAAUUAUACCCAAAGUUUAAAAUUAAAUCAAUUUAAUUUUGAAGCAUUUCAAGAAUUAUGUAAAUUGGGAGUAAAUGUAAGAGUUAAAUCUAUUUUUAAAAGUUUUAAUGAUUUAUCAAAUCCAUUUAACUCAAAAUUGAAAACUCCAACUGAUGAAUUUAAUUUUUCAACACCAAGAAUUAAAACUGAACCAUUGAAAAAGUCAAAUUUAAAUACAAAUAAUGAUUUUGAAUUUACGAAACCAACUAAGAAUAAAACAUAUUCAAAAAUAACAUCAAGAUUAAUACUGGCACCACAAGAAACUCCAAAGAAAAGGACAUUAAAAAGAAAUCAAGUGGAAACUGUAAAUACAGCAUCUACAAGUUCAACAAAUUCAUCGAUAACAACCACCAAAGAAAUUGAAAAAAGUGAGAAACAUUUAUUAAAAUUAAUUACAAUAUUUGCAAAAGGUUUUAAAAGUAUGUGUAAAUAUGAUUGUUAUAAAGCUAUACGAAUAUUGGAAAGUUUAAAUGAAACAGAGAAAAAUUCACCUUGGGUUUUAGCAAAAUUGGGUAGAUUACAUUAUGAAAUUGUAAAUUAUAAACAAUCUGAAUAUUAUUUUAAUAAAUUAAGAAGUUUAGAUCGUACAAGAUUAGAAGAUAUGGAAUAUUUUUCAACUUUAUUAUGGCAUUUACAUAAGAAAGUAGAAUUGACAUAUUUAGCAAAUGAAUUACAUGAUUUAGAUUCACAAUCGCCAAUAACUUGGUGUACAAUUGGGAAUUUAUUUUCAUUAACUCAUGAGCCAGAUGAAGCAAUACGAUGUUUUAAUAAAGCAAUUAAAUUAGAUAAAAAAUUUACAUAUGCUUAUACAUUAAAAGGUCAUGAAUAUUUUGGAAAUGAUAAUUAUGAAACAGCAUUGGAAAAUUUUAGAAUUAGCUUAUUAUUAGAUCCAAGACAUUAUAAUGCAUUAUAUGGAAUAGGAAUGGUUUAUAUAAAUCUUGGAGAUUAUGAAAAAGCAGAUUAUCAUUUUAGAAAAGCAGUUUCAAUUAAUCCAAUAAAUAUUAUAUUAAUCUGUUGUGUUGGAAUGGUUUUAGAAAAAUUAAAUAAAAAAUCAUUAGCUUUAAAACAAUACGAAUUAGCAAAUAAAUUACAACCAUUAAAUCCAUUACCAAUUUUUAAAAAAGCACAAUUAUUAUUUAGUCAGCAACAGUAUAAUUUAGCUUUGAAGAAUUUUGAAAUUUUAAAAGAUCUUGCACCAGAUGAAGCAAGUGUACAUUUUUUACUUGGUCAAUUAUAUAAUAUUCAAAAUGAUAAAUUUUUUGCUAUAAAAGAAUUUACAAUAGCAUUGAAUUUAGAUCCAAAGGGUAAUUAUUUAAUACGAGAAGCAAUGGAACUGUUGAAAGAUAAAUAG
Insectozyma verbasci is the source of this 1827-nucleotide messenger RNA. The record is from the annotation of a GenBank genome assembly. Lineage: Eukaryota; Fungi; Ascomycota; Pichiomycetes; Serinales; Debaryomycetaceae.